AUGGCUGGUUUGUACCAUCUUGCGAGGCUGAACGAGACUUGGUUUAGGUUGGAUGAGCCGCUGGUUAGUGCAUUCGUGGAGCGAUGGCGUCCAGAGAAGCACACAUUUCAUAUGCCGUUUGGGGAGUGCACGAUUACACUGCAGGAUGUGGCAUACCAGUUAGGGUUGUCGAUCGAUGGACAUUAUGAGACAUUUGGAGAGCUUCUUAAUGGUGCUGAUGAGGCGACCAUUAGGAGGUAUGCCCGAACCUAUAUCAUGAUGCUGUUGGGAACUCAGCUAUUUGGCGACAAGUCCGAUACUCGCAUUCACAUUAGGUGGCUGGCAUACGUAGCCAGGCUUGAGUACAAGGGUGGGUACAGUUGGGGAUCAGCUUCUCUCUCAUGGUUAUACUGGUGCAUGUGCCGCGUGGUGAACAGACACAUGGUAAUCAGGUCACAACCCUACAGCGAGCGAGAAGGGACCUUGAGUGGCGAGUUAGAGGCUCAAGAUAGAUCUCUUACAGGCUGA
Messenger RNA from Arachis duranensis, 507 nucleotides. RefSeq names its product protein MAINTENANCE OF MERISTEMS-like. Gene Ontology annotation, biological process: meristem development; meristem maintenance. Lineage: Eukaryota; Viridiplantae; Streptophyta; Magnoliopsida; Fabales; Fabaceae. The transcript is spliced from 3 exons. The record is from RefSeq and is a predicted model, not a curated record. Bases 1 to 507 code for a protein of 168 amino acids.